UUUUCUACAGCAAAAAUAAAACUGGAGGAGGCCAUAUUGGGGACACUUCACAACACAAAGAUUAAAAUAUUCACGUUUUCAUAUUGACAUUUUCUAGUGUGUUAUCGGUUUAAAAAUGUAAAUACAGUAGCCGGUGAGCAGCGGAAGUUUUAUAGAUCGUUUUUGUGGUGACUCAGACUCUAGUGCCGCUUUUUUACGGCGGAUUUCUGAUCAGCGAACAACGCAGCAUUAUCGAGCGUGUUCGACAGCCAAAACACGGCUUCCUGCAAGCCUAAAACCCGAUCCACCAUGGUCUCAAGAGAUCUAUGCGGGAGCUAUUCAAGACAUCACGAGACCUAGGGCACUUCGAACUAAAAUCGAAGUAAAACAACUUUUAUGAGCCGUCAACCUGUGAAUCUAGCUGUUGUCAGCGUGCCAUAUUAAGCAACCAUGAUUUGGAGGCCAAUCAUAUUGUUUGUUGCAUUCAAUGCAAUUGCUUGCAAUGGGAUCAAAACGGAAGAGUGUGACUACUACAACAAAACUAUGUGUGAGAAGACUGGUGAGUGCACAGGCACCAUCAAGUGUGUAAACUCGUGGGGAGAUGAACGGAACCACUGCUUCGUUCUGUGGAGCAUCUCUGAAGUUGAUGGAUCCAACAAACUAGAGAUGAAGGGAUGUUUCAUUAAAAAUCACGACUGUUAUGACAAGUCCACAUGUGUGGCUAGAGGAAAAUCUGGAGACAAGGAUCUGUAUUUCUGCUGCUGCGAGGGUGACUUGUGUAAUAAGGAGUUCAUCUACACUCCUAGACCAACCAAUGAACCAACAGUCUUAGCACCCCACGAUGCUGCCUUGGAGAACCCUUCUUCGCAGAUCAUAUUCUCGGUGGGACUGGGUGUAGUGAUUGUUGCUCUAAUUGUCUUGGGAGUUUUUGCAACUUACCGAUGUCGAAAGAUGAGGUCUUUCAACCAGCAGCUCAUUGAGAAUGAUAUUCAGUUGCCAACACAUGACCCGAACCCCAUACCUCCAUCUCCAGCCGCUGGUCUCCGACCGAUUCAGUUGCUGGAAAUCAAAGCAAGAGGACGCUUUGGAGCUGUCUGGAAGGCCCAAUAUAAGAGUGACGCAAUUGUUGCUGUGAAGAUUUUCCCCAUCCAGGACAAACAAAGCUGGAUCACCGAGCAGGAAAUUUUCCAGCUGCCACAUAUGCAGCAUGACAACAUCCUGAGCUUCAUUGCAGCUGAAAAGCGGGGCGAAGGUCUGCAGGCCGAAUUCUGGCUUAUCACUGCUUACCACGAGCGAGGCUCGCUUUGCGAAUUUCUCAAAGCUAAUGUGGUGACAUGGCCAGAGUUGUGCCGCAUAGCCCAGAGCAUGGCUAGGGGCCUGAUGCACCUGCACGAGGAGAUGGCUGCCAACAGUCAGCAGGGUCGCAAACCUGCAGUUGCCCACCGUGACUUCAAGUCAAAGAAUGUGUUGCUAAAGAGGGAUUUGACGGCAUGCGUUGCUGAUUUUGGACUUGCUCUGAUCUUCCACCCUGGAAAACCCUGCGGCGAUACCCACGGCCAGGUUGGCACCAGGCGAUACAUGGCUCCCGAGGUGCUGGAGGGCGCCAUCAAUUUUUCACGGGACGCGUUUUUGCGCAUUGACAUGUACGCUUGUGGCCUCGUCCUAUGGGAACUUGUGUCUAGGUGCACUGCCCAAGAUGGACCGAUACCAGAGCACAUGCUGCCGUUCGAGGAAGAAGUCGGUCAACACCCAUCACUUGAAGAUAUGCAAGACGCUGUUGUGCACAAGAAGAAGAGGCCAGCCAUCAGGGACACUUGGAAGCAACACCCGGGCCUGGUUGCAUUGAGUGAAACGAUGGAGGAAUGCUGGGAUCAUGAUGCAGAAGCCAGGCUUUCUGCUUCAUGUGUCAUGGAAAGGGUAGCUCAGCAGGCACCGCUGCUGCCACUGGGCAACAACAACUCUUGCUCGCUAGGAGGAAACCACAUCCAGUCUCAACAGACCACCACUCUAAUAGACUGCAAGGAAUCUUCCAUGUAGUGAGGUGAUGGGAGGUCCAUGGAGCUGCCAUAUUUGAAAGACGAUUUCAUGUAAAGUUCCGGCCCAACACAGGGUUUACUCUAUUACUUUUAUGUUGAUUGUAUUUGCAGGUAACAACAGUGACUCGGUUGCUUAGCUUUUUUUAAGUUUUUAUUUUUGUAUCCUCAGGUUUGUCCUUUAAUGUGAAAUUUUUGUUUGUUUUCAUUUCUCAUGAUGAAAAGACAGACUUAGUUACUUACACUUAAUUAUGCACAAGAUGUUGACUCUGUCCUUUAUAUUUUUGUGUCUAGUGAACCACUGAGAAAAUAAUCAAUUGGGCUGCAUGAUUGCAUACAGAUUUCAAGUGUACCUAAGUAACUGUUAAGUAGUGUCAUUUUCAUUAGACGUCCUCAACAUUGAUUGAUUUAACCUCCGAUCCAAUCUGACAUCAUGCUUUACUAUGUAAAAAUGAAUGUAAUCUGACAAGUAUGAUUUGAGAUUGGAGUCAUGUUAUUUUAAAAUUUUAUCAUUACUUUUUCACUGCCGCUAAUUCACACUCUAUAGUGUGAAUGUCCUGCUCCAGAUUCGCUACCACAUUUUGGAAUAUAUCAUUUUAAAACUGAUUUUCUCCUCUUAAAUUUACGUUUCUUUUUUCCGAUCUCUUUAGAAAUCUGCCUCUCAAGAGAAAGGACAUUUAAUGUUUCACUGAUAGAAUUUUCAUCAAAAUCUAUGGUGCUGGGUCUUGAACCUUUUUGUAAUUGAUUCACUUCAUUGUUAAGUGGAAACAAAUUUGCAGCUCCUGCAGCCUUCCCAUUUAAAAGGAAUGCUUUUUUGGAAAAAUACAUAAAACUAUUUUCGAACGGAAACUAAAAAAGAGAUUACCAAUCCAAUUUUGCAAAAUGAAUAAUAACAGAUUUGAUGUUCCUACCGACCCCCCUUUUUAAAUACCUCACCUUAUCAAAUGGUUUUUGGAAUUGAGACUUUGCCAGAAAGUACCUCCAGUUUUAAUCAUACCAUUAAAAUCUAGUGUAUGCAAGAGCAAAAUUGUACACAAGCAACACACACUCGUUUACUAAAAAUUACAUGUACACAGAUUAUGAAAAUGAAAAAAGCAGACAAAGCAAAGUCCCAAAUCCACCGCAAUUAUUAAAAAUUAAAUAAUUAAUAUAUUUCAUUCCGCCAUACAGACUGCCUCAUGUAUAUUUAUUAAUGAUACUACCGUCUUUUUAAUUUUUGACUUUUGAAUUUGACAAAAGCACAUUCACGCAUACACACACAAACUUUAAGAAUUGAGCUGCUAUAUUACAACAUAAUAAUACUAUACAUGUGUUGGUUGACUCGGAGUAAUGCCUAUUGAUUAAUUGGCUGCUGCUUAUGUAAAUAUUUUACCUCGUAGAGAUUCGCUAAGUGUCAUGCAAUAUGUAUGUACUCAUCUGAAGCACUAAGGAAACACAGCUUUUAAAAACAAAGCGCGCCGACGCUGACCAAGGGCUGAAAGUUGCUUAUGGGGUGCCAAAAAGUUGUUUUUGCAGCUGUCGAGCACAUUUUCGGUCCUUGCCAGCGCGCGUCGAGAAUCACAGAAGCAACAAACGACAGAAUGCUAAAAAAAGAAAGUCCCUCUCCCGAUUUUGGCUUAAUAACAUUGCUCAAUGGCUGUAAUUUUUACAAAGAAAUUUUUGUAUCAAACAACUCAGCAAAAACUGAAAUUUUAUAACAGUGUACCUUGAAUUACUGAAUAUUGUAAUAUAAUAUUAUUUGGGCGCCAGCUGUUAAGAAUGACCUGAAUUUUUAUGUAAUUCCAACUUAACUACCUGUCUAUACACCGAGAGUACUUAUUUUUAGUGUACAGUUUUUACAGUUCAACGCACUACCUUUUAUUAUCAGUUGUGAGCACCGGUUUUAGCACAUUUGAGUCAAAAUUGGAAUUAGAGGCACAACUCGUAGCAGGCAGCUCAAAUUCAAUUUAAGGCAGCUGUUGAAUUGUUCACGAACAACCAUCCACCUGAAGUAAUUUAAUUUAACUGACCUGCGUUUGUUUUGCACCACCCCUAUCUAAGGUGACAAAGGCUCAUUAGCCUGACAAACAUUCUAUAGCCAGUAAAAGCUCAUAUGAUUUUUUCCUUUUCAUUUCGCACACGAUGCACCGGUUGAGUUUUUUUCCCAAUCAAACGCAGGAUUUGGUAUCACCUGGAGAAGCCAUCUGACAAAAAAAAAAUACUUUUAUGAUUUGCAUGUAUAGUUUUUAAACAAAUAACGCUACUGCUCGGUCAAUUGGUCAUCAAGUAAAAUAAAUAACUAUUGUAUAAUAUAUGUGAAAAUGGAAGCUUUAAAUGCGUAUAGUGCAAAAUUUUAAUGUGUUUCGUUGUGUUGUCCUUGCCGAUGCAUAAUUGGCCAUUCUCCAUUGAUAACUAUGUAGACUGCAAUUAUAUAGCGCAUCCGGUGAUACCAAACCUCAUUAACAGAACAACUGUGUUUCCUUGAGAUCUUGAAAAAAAAACAUAAACGAGAAACAUUGUCAAUCUGAUUGUGAGUGUUUUCAAUGAUAUCCAGACAUCCAGUAAUAUUGAUUUGAUGGCACUUUUUUUGAAAUCAUUUUGGAAAAAAAUGCAAAUGAAGACUGCAUUUUGUACCCCAUUAUAAGAUGUGGCCCUCUUUUUGCUAAACUUGAGGAUUACAAUUGUUGAUGAUAAAAGAAAACGUAACGAAGCUACAAUGUAUUCAGAAGUUCUUGACGCAUAGACUUGAGUAGGAGAAUUAACAUGAUAUAAAAAUACAUCUCUUGUUAGAGGCCGAGCUUUUUCAAAAGUCACUUGUAAAAAAAACAUGCAAAUUGCAAUUGGCCAACUUAGCUCUAUCUGAUCUCAAAAUUAUAUGAAAAGUUUUGCAAGAUUAAUUUUGUAAAUUAUUGUUAAACAAACGUAAUUAUAACAACAUCUCGUGCUCCAAUCAUUCACAUCGUCACAAAAUUUUGAAAAAGCUCCACAGAAAAGUGCUUUAAAUUAGCCACAAUCUCAUACAGAAAAUAUGAAGAAACACACAAUUACAUUACAAAAGGAAAAAGAAAAGUGUAACGUUUAAAAAUGCAUGCGUAAUGUGAACAUUGUUAAGUGUAAAUAAUACCGGUAAAAAAAAAAUUACAAGCUGAUUACUACCCAAGGUACAAGAAAAGUGCGCCAUUGAUUGCUUGCGAAAAGGAAGAAGUGUUUUAAGUUGAAGGAAACUCACUUUUCCUGCGGCGCCGCGCUCUAACAUAAUAAUGUAACAUUAAAAAUUUAUAGAGUUUCAUUGUUUUUUGUAAUGACAAAGCUGUUGGCCGGAAACCAAUGAGCCAAUACGAAUUUGUACCUUGUCUGAAAUGGGAUUCCAUCACCUCUGUACACAAAAGAAACAAAUUUUUUAAACAUGACGAGGCAGCUAAACCCAUCGCAAAUAGCCCGAUUUGUAUGAUGCAUAACAAUUGUAGUGAUCAGCACUUUUUCAAAAAUGCUUUUUUAAGAAACGAAAAAAAUGUAACAAAGAAACUUUAAACUAAUUUAAAAUUAUCUUCAUGUAACAGUAAAAAGUCGGAAAUACUAGUUUUGCCUACACAAUUUCUAGUGUGAAUGUGGAUAUUGCUAGUGUUGAUUUGGAAUUGAAAGAAUCCGACUUAUUUUAUAUUUCCUUGUUUGUUGAUCACACAGUUGUGAAUACAAUUUUUUAACAAACAAACUUGCCCUAUAGUUGAAAAGCAAUUUUGAGAAGAAGAAAAAAUGCCUUUUAUGUUUGAUAUUAACCGUUGUUACGGAAUUAAAGAAGUAAAAAUUUAAAAUCUACGCGUCGUAGAAAAAGCGCUAAAUAAUAAUAUAUAUUUUUAUCUCGUUUUUAUUUUAUAUCAAAAUAUUACGACGCGAAUUAUUUUUACUUCGAUAUUUUAAUAAUGUACCAAAAGUUAGGAAAUUUGUCAAAAAAGUCGGCUGGCCCCUCGGAUCGAUUAUUAUCUAAAAGCUCUGCUAGAAUAUCGACUAUUCUGCUUGCCAGACACACAUUUUGCUAUUCCGUUUGGUCCCAUUUGAAAAACCAGUGUUUUUAAAAAAAAGACCAGAUUCCGAGCGAACGGUCUUGAAUACUGUUUUCCAAUUUAUCCUCAGAGAUUUUAAUGCAUUUUUGUCUGCGCGAUGCUAAGUUGAAGUUAUCAAAAGUUUAUCAACCCGUCAUGAUCCCCGCAAAAUUAUAAUAGUAGUUGUGAUUUAUAUAAUAUUAAAACUUUGAAUCUUAAACAAAAACAAGCUAUUUAAUUGAAACGGGAUCUGUUUUAGUGAUUUGCAGCUUUGUUGUUGAUGUACAUUUUUAUUUAAAGAGCUCUUAUAUAUUGACUAAAAUUAGAUGAUCCGCAACGUUUAACUAAUUCAAUGAUGUGUAUUCUGGGAAACAUUGUUAAAUAUGCGCGUUUUAAUUUACCUUCCUGUAAACUAAUUAACAUAAAUAAUAUAAAAUUA
This is a messenger RNA of Neocloeon triangulifer, 6470 nucleotides long. RefSeq names its product activin receptor type-2A (gene put). Gene Ontology annotation, cellular component: activin receptor complex; plasma membrane. NCBI's taxonomy places the organism in Eukaryota, Metazoa, Arthropoda, Insecta, Ephemeroptera, Baetidae. The record is from RefSeq and is a predicted model, not a curated record. The coding region runs from base 430 to 2016 and encodes 528 amino acids. Gene Ontology annotation, molecular function: activin binding; metal ion binding; ATP binding. The transcript is spliced from 11 exons. Gene Ontology annotation, biological process: cellular response to growth factor stimulus; protein phosphorylation; activin receptor signaling pathway.